AUUUGCAAGCACCGCAAGAGCAACGCGAUGGUACCUGAUGGGCACAAUCCCUGUUUCUGUGAGCAAAACAGCAUGCAUGGAUCUUGAAUGGAGUCUUAAAAGUCUACGCAGGAACAGCAUCUGCAUACCUUCCAGCAAGGCUAGGAAGGAAUCCACAUCGAUGAUCACCUCACAAGCAAAGUACCAUAGACUCCAUUGCAAAAGUUGAAAAAACCACGUUGCGACCUUUCGAUGCUUUGUUGAUGUGACUCCAACAUAUUUGAAUUCGUCAAAAAACUCGAGCCGUUUGUCCCCGACUGUAAGCUUCCGUAGCGCAUGUGGAAGCGGACCGAAGAUUAUGCCUUCUCUUUGAAGGACUAACAAUCAAAAAGUUCGUUGCGCACCACUCGUAAUGGAUAUAGUUUAGCCUCCUCUGUACAAUUGUUCCACAGCGACUUUAUAGAUGCCAUGACACCAAA
Messenger RNA from Laccaria bicolor S238N-H82, 458 nucleotides. RefSeq lists its product as uncharacterized. The coding region runs from base 38 to 208 and encodes 56 amino acids. Lineage: Eukaryota; Fungi; Basidiomycota; Agaricomycetes; Agaricales; Hydnangiaceae. The transcript is spliced from 2 exons. The record is from RefSeq and is a predicted model, not a curated record.